AUGCGACAAAGAGCUGAAAGAGAAUUAUCAUCACUACAAGAAAUUGCUGAACAAGAGUAUAAAAAUGUAUGUGUAUCAUUAAUGCACUUAAUGUCCCUUUUUUUCUCUUUUUUAGGUCGUGGCCUAAGUCAGUGUCGUCAGAAAAAGCUUCCUUCAAUACCAAAUUCAUCGUCUUUUAUCGUACCAGAUAUAUACACAAUAUAUUAUCUUGAUCGUGAUCGUUUGUUAUUACAUGAUAGUGAAAACCCAAGUUUCCAAUUCAAUUCAUCAGAUAAUAUACAACCAUCAGGAAGAAUUUUAAUUUGGUCGUCAGAUAUUCAACUUCAUUUAUUAUUUAACAGUGAACGAUUACAUAUGGAUGGUACAUUUUCAAGUUCACCUGCACAUUUUGAUCAAGUCUUCAUUAUACAAGCAAUACAUCAUGGAUCAUGUAAGCUAUAUUUAUGGGACAAAACUACUUGUAAAUAA
Molecule: messenger RNA, 468 nt
Organism: Rotaria sp. Silwood2
Lineage: Eukaryota; Metazoa; Rotifera; Eurotatoria; Philodinida; Philodinidae
Source: the annotation of a GenBank genome assembly